Molecule: messenger RNA, 720 nt
Organism: Aureobasidium musti
Lineage: Eukaryota; Fungi; Ascomycota; Dothideomycetes; Dothideales; Saccotheciaceae
Source: the annotation of a GenBank genome assembly
AUGGAUGCACUCACCGCUGCCCAGCGCGUGCUCGAGACGCCAGAACUGCUCGAGAUGAUACUAGCCGAACUGCCUCCAUGCCAAUUGCUCGUCUCGCAGCGCGUCAACACCCUCUGGCACGAUUUGAUCACCAACUCACCCCAACUGCAACAACUGCUGUUCAUGAGACCUUCUUGGCCUAAAGCCAAACCCUUUGACUCACAUCAACCCUGCGAAGUCAAUCGACCUAGCCCACGUCCUAGAAACAACAUGAUGCUUAGACGAGUGCUGGGUGGAAGAUANCCAACCUUCACACCCAGAGUGACCAGCCAGAAAGAUGAGGAAGAGUAUGCGGAUAGUGGUGUCGAGACUCCAGUCGCCAAUGCAGAUGAUAUCAAACUGCCUAUUCCUCUUGACGCCACUGGUAAAGUCCUCGAUCUAACCAGAGAGCAGNNGGACGUCAACGUCAUGUACCCCAGCGACAAGUUACCCUCAGACGACGCAGCCGUGCUAUACGAGAAAGCAAGCUGGCGCCGCAUGUACCUAUGCCAACCGCCCUGUACGGAACUGUACCUUGCCCGUCGCUGGUGCCGAGCAGCUCGACCAGCAAUCGCCUGUGAGAACGGCAUUACCAUGGAGACUUUUAUCGAAAAUGCCAACAAGGCCCGCGAGCUCUGGAACCAGCUUUUCAUCUCCAGUGAUGGUGACUGGCACUUUGAGGGCCCAAUGCGGAGCAAGUGA